AUGGCUGACGCUACGCCCAAGACGGUUUUACUCCCGAACGACGACGGCUUCGCCUCUCUGGAGUACUGGAAUAACAUGACCGCGUACGAAAGAGCGAUGAAGCUUCUCAACGAAACGGAGACGACGUCGUUUCUCGGGUACCACAUUUUACCAGGCGGCGCUUUUGAUAGCGCGACGGUGGCGACUUUGAACGGUCAAACUGUCGACACGUGUCUUUCCAAAGCGGUGAUGGACUCGUACCCGGAUUCCACCGUCUUGGACGUCGGCGUGGAAGUUCGCGACCCGGACGUCUUCAUCAAAGCGAGAGCGUCCGAAGCGAAAGUGGUCGAAGCGGAUAUCCCGGUUUGCGAAGGUAUCGUCCACAUUCUCGACGCGCCCUUGUUGCUUUGCGACACCGAAAUGGAGUUCACCGACGAAGAGACGACGGUCGUCGAAGCCGCGGUGACGAAGGUUGCGGAGAUGCUCGAGAAGUACGAGGAAGGCAUGGCGCCGGCCCCGGCGCCGAUGGAAGACGAAGCGGUGAUGCCGAUGGAAGCCGUCGCGGAAGAACCGGAAGCCUAA
Molecule: messenger RNA, 561 nt
Organism: Bathycoccus prasinos
Lineage: Eukaryota; Viridiplantae; Chlorophyta; Mamiellophyceae; Mamiellales; Bathycoccaceae
Exons: 1
Coding region: 1-561 (186 amino acids)
Source: RefSeq, a predicted model, not a curated record